Leptopilina heterotoma is the source of this 5846-nucleotide messenger RNA. RefSeq names its product serine-rich adhesin for platelets-like. The record is from RefSeq and is a predicted model, not a curated record. The transcript is spliced from 12 exons. Gene Ontology annotation, molecular function: protein serine/threonine phosphatase activity; cation binding. Lineage: Eukaryota; Metazoa; Arthropoda; Insecta; Hymenoptera; Figitidae. Gene Ontology annotation, biological process: protein dephosphorylation. The coding region runs from base 564 to 5447 and encodes 1627 amino acids. Gene Ontology annotation, cellular component: nucleus; cytosol.
ACCAGUUCUCUCUCUCUCUCUCUUUCGUAAAAAUAUAAGGAGAAAAAAAAGUAGGAAAAAAGUAAAUGUGAGUUGUUUUGACUGAGUAUUUUGUACUAGUGUUGAAGACACGCGGACUUUUAAUACUUCUGGAUGAAAUUCACGUUGAGAAGAAUCGUGUAUGUUCUUUUAGCGUCGAUGAAUGAGUGACGUAACCUAAAAAAAACAUCUCGUAUCUCGUAUAGUUUAUAAUCUUGGUGUUUUAUUUCCAGUUCGUUUGCAAAGUAAAAGGAAAGAAAAAGAAAUAUACUGGAAGCGUCUUUUUCAUUUCAUUUCAUUAAUCUCUUAAAAAUCGACUGUAGGUGAAAAUAGUGACGAUAAGGAAGUGAUAUUGUUAAAUAAACAAGCGAAUACGUGUAAGCACAUGUAAACUGUGACAAGCGUGACAAGUACAAGUGGUACAAGUGACCUGUUUUCUUUAUUUUGGUGUAAAUUAAUAAGCUGCUAUUUUUCGCGCUUUUUUCCUACUUUCUACUGACUACUGAAGUUUGUGAGUGUGAAAUUUACAUUUUUUUUUUGAAAAAAUGUCUGCGGUUAUUGAAGAGGGCGACUAUCUUGGCUCAUAUCAAUGCUUUUUUAACAAUUUCAUCUCGAAUUUAAAUCCUGAUGAUCAACUCCCUGUAAAAACGUGUGGAUACGAUGUUACUGAAGGAGAAAUUGUGGGUGAGAUCAUUGAUAUGACUCUUCAGUAUCUCAAUCAGAAAUUCUGUCCACCAAGUUUGCAGUCUCAUAUGGUUCGAUUAGUGAUAGACGAAGUGAAGUCAAUUUGUCGAAAGCAACCCGAAGAUUGUGGCCUGAAACCUUAUGGAAAUACAUACGGUCCUCUAAAAUUGAUGCAAGCAGUGAUAAGCAGAAUAAAUGAAAUUUGCUUUCGAUAUUUGGACAAUAGUCGUUUGGCCUUAUUACCGCCACCGCCUUCAACCCCAUUGCCUUUGACGACAUGUUACGCUAUCAAGAAUACGAGAAGAAAAAUGGAAGAUCGUUCCGUUGUUUUGUAUGACUUAAAUACAAUGUUCAGUAUUAAAGAUGAUUCCAUUGUAAAUUACUACGCAGUAUUUGAUGGUCAUGGUGGACAAGAUGCGGCUGUUUAUUGUGCCGCACAUCUUCAUCAGUAUUUAGUGGAAAGCCCACAUUAUCCUAAGGAUCCAGAAAAUGCCUUAAGAGAUGCUUUCGCAGUAACUGACGCUCGCUUUAUUGAAAAGGGAAUAAAUAGUGGAAGUACCGCCGUUUGUGCUUUGUUAGUAAACAAAACCCUGUACAUAGCCUGGGCUGGAGAUUCACAAGCAGCCCUAAUAAAGCACGGCAAUGGCAAGCAACUCGUCAAUUCACACAAACCAAACAGAGAGGAUGAGAGGAAGAGAAUCGAAAAGCAAGGAGGAUGCGUUAUGCACUUUGGUGUUUGGCGAGUUAAUGGAUAUCUCAAUGUUUCGAGGUCAAUAGGUGACAGACAAUAUAAGCCAUACAUUUCAAGUGAACCGGAAAUCCUUAAAAUUCCGUUGGAUGGGAGCGAGGAUUUUUUGAUAAUAGCCUGCGAUGGAUUUUGGGACUGCGUUGACGAGAAAAAAGCUGCCGCUCUUCUUUAUGAUUUAAUUGAAAGGGAUUCACAAAAUUACACUAAGGCGAGUCAUCAUUUGGUGGAGGCUGCAAAAAAUCUACAAUCACCGGACAACAUCUCAGUGAUUGUUGUUUUCCUGACACAUCCAACGGAUAUAGAAGCAAAGUUAAAACAUAAUCGGUCGUCCCUUGCGUUGAGAAUGGAUUCCGAUUCUCCGCAGGACGUCCAACAUCCGACAAAUUUCAAUCCAAUGGAUACUGGUUCUUAUCCAUUUGAAAUGAAUUUUGGAUCACGCGAUGAGGAAGCAAUUCACGCCGUCGAUAUGGGAUGUUGUCCAUUUGAAAUGAAUUUCACAAAACAACAAGUGCAACAGCAGAAUCAAACAAAUGGAUCCCUAAGACUCGAUACGGAGAAUUUUAUUUACGAUAAGUCAACAAAUGGAAAACACGAGAAUGGUUCAGCUAAUUUUGAUGAUGAUGACGACGACGACGACGAUGAUGAGGAUGAUGAUGAGGAUGUGGAUUUAGGUCCAGAAACCGAUGUCGAUGCUGUCGAUGACGCGAGUGCUCCGUUUGAGAAAAUUUCACGUCAACUUUUCCCUGAAAAGUCAACUACCGAGAAUGAUGAUGAUGAUGAUAAUGAUAAUGUGAAAAUGGAGAUUCUUGAUGAUUCGCAGAAUUCCACCGACUCGAAAUCUCGACAACAUGAACUGCUUCCUGAGGCAGAUAAUGUAGCGGACAGCGAGGAUUCCGAGGACGAGUGGAAUUACUACCGCGUCAAGCCAGAUAAGGAUAAAGAUUCACCUGUUCAGGUGAACGAGACGUCCAGCGAAUCCAAGGAGAAAGACGCGGCCAGUCCAAAGCCUCUCAUUGAAGACGAAUCCGAAAGUGAGAAUUCCAAAGGGGAAGCAAAUUUCACUUCGAAAAUCGAGGCUGAACCAAAAAGUCCAUCGCCCGAACCUCUAAAAUCUGAGUGUAGCGUCGAGGCAGAAAAGUCCAACGAGGAGGAUAUCAAAGGUGAAAAAGAAGAAUCAGCGGAUUACGAGGACAAAAUGGAUUUCUCAUUGAAUCCAGACGCAAAGGAAUUCAUUCCGCCAUCGAUGGCGUAUUCACAACGUCAAAUUAUUCAGGAUUAUCCCAUUUCUGGUUCUCCACUGAAGCAACCGCCACAAGUAAUGGAUAAUAUCGAUAUUCCAAGUGAGGAGGAAUUUGAGAAAGGAUUUUCCGAGAGGCCACAAGAUAUCGAGGGAGGAGCAGCCUCUCCAUUAUCAAAACCACUCGAAUCACUUCUUGACGAUUCGGAAAUUUCCUCGACAAAAGCUGAAUUUGGCGAUGAAUCCACCACAAGUUUUCUCACCACCACCAGUGAAUUUCCACGAAACGAAGUUUCUGCGAUGGAUUAUUCGUUUGUAAGUGCCGACCGCGGUGACUAUGACAUCGCCAAAGAUCCAAUGGCAAUGUCCUACACACCCGACGAUUUUCAAGCGGCUUUCGAAAAAGAUGAAGACGAAAAUCAAGUCGAUCUCAAUGCAGUUCACGAUUUAACAGACGUCGAUUUCUCCGAUAAUGUCAAUGGCUUUGAGAAUGAUGUCACGGAGAAUUCCGAUGAUAGUGGAGAAAAAAAGGAAAUUUCCCCUUCCCCUUUUGUCGAAGAGCCCGAAGCGCAAGCUUCGUUGAAUCCCUUCAAUAUGGACACAUUGAAAGAGACGUUAAACGAGGAAAAUAUGAGAUCGGUCAAAUAUUCCGAGACAUCGUCUGACAAUAUCGAUGACACUUGUUUAAUUGACACUAAAGUGCCUUCCGCCGAAGAUUCACAAAAAUGGUCAGAGUCCGAUAAUUCGCAAUAUCGAGAUUUUCCCUUCGAGUCAAAAAUUGCCAAUCAUCCAGAAGUUGUCGAGAAGAAGGAGGAAAUUCACCAGAAUAGUGAAAAUUCUUAUCAAAAUGAUCUUUUCGAACAAAAGGAGAAUUUACUCCUAAAGGAAGAAAAUCAUUUCGAUAAUGAAAAUAAGUACGAAAAUGAGAAGAAUAACUUUGAAAAUAGUGAAACUCAUCAAUUUGAAAAUAAUGAAAAUAUUUUUGAGAAGAAGGAAAAUCAGGAAUGUUUCAUUGAGAGUAAAGAAGAACUUUUAGAAAAUAAGGAAAUUCUUUCAGAGAAUGAAGAAAUUCUCUUAGAAAAUAAGGAAAUUCCAAUAAUGGAGAAUAAAGAAAUUUUAUUUGACAAUAAGGAAAUGGAAAAUAAGGAAAUUCUUUUAGAGAAAAAUGAGGUGAAUUCCCCAGAAACAGAGAGACCUGAUUUUGAGCCGGAAAUUCAAGAUUUUGAAUUUGAUCCUGAAAUACAAGAGAAAUCACAAACGCAAUUUGAAUUGAGUUUAGAGGAAGAUCAUUUGGAAAAUGAUUUAGGGAAAUUUGACGAUGUAAAAUCGAAUCAAAUUGAGAGUGAAAAUGUCGAUGUGAACAAAGAUUUUGAGCAGAAGACAAAUUAUGCGCCUCUUUUGAAUUUAUCGGAAUCACUGCAAGAAUUCACGGGAUUAGAACGGCAGAUUAAUGAAACAAAGGAUUUGGAAAAUAUUGAAUAUGCACGUGUCACGGAGACAGCAAUUUCCAAGGAGAAUAUUGUCGUUGAGCAGAAGGAAACCGUUAACGAAGAGGAUUUAGUUAAUCUCGAGAGUUUGAAAAUUGAGGAACCAAAAAGCGAAACUCCUGCUGUUGACACUACAACUGCUGCUGUGAUUGCAGGCGCUACAGUGGCGGCGACUGCAGCAGCUGCGGUAGCAACGAAAAAAGCAACGGCAACAAAAACAUCGACGACAAAGACAACGUCAUCGAAGGCUCCAACAAAAUCGGUGCCAACAUCACCGACGAAAACGGCGCGAGCAACCACUGCAAGUGCAACUGCCAAAAAACCAACAACUGGCACAGUAUCGAGACCAAAACAAUUGGAUACCAAGCAAACGACCAGCAAUUCUGCCAGUAAAUCGGCUGCCUUCAAAGCGGCACCAGUUCCAAAAACGAGUUCAAUUGCUCCGAAAAUUACACCACGUCUCACAACCACCACUGCCGCGAAGCCGAAAAAUUUAAUUUCAUCGCCAAAACCAACAGCAGCUGGCGACAAGAAAACAACACUUAAUGGCGAUGUGAAAACGUUGGCGAGCAAAGCAACUGCUCCGAAAUCGACAACAUUAAGAGCAACGACGACUAACACUAUCACUAAAACAACACUAGUCAAGUCUUCCUCGGCAACACGUACUUCCACUUCUGCUGCCGCGCCUCCGAAACCAAAACCUGGCGCGAUCACCGCCGCGGCCAAAGUUAGUUCCACUGCUAACAGAACUGCCACGGCAACUACCAGGCCGAAAACGGCACCAGCCACAACUGGAUUAUCAGCAGGAACAGCAAAAUCUCGUGUAUCAGCAGCAAAAUCGCCGAUGAUCGAUAAGCAGAUAAAGGAAACAGCAAACAAGCAAAUUUCUUCUCGCGUAAGUUCGGCGCCUUUGAAAACGAGCCGCGUCACCGGAACAACAACAUCAUCAUCAACUGUCUCAGCGACGACAACCGUGAAACGCACUUCGACAUUAAAAACUUCGACAGCAACAUCGCCAACAAAAAAAGCAAGCGCACCACUAACAAAAGCAAUAACUAAACCAUCGUCCAUCACAAAAAUAACUGGAAAAACUUUAACGAAAAGCAGUAAACCCGUUGUUCAAAAUGGCAAUUGCGAGAUAAAGAAAAUUGAAAAUGUUGUCACGACGACAAUGACGACAACAACAACAACAAAUAUCGAGGAAGAUGUGCCUAAGAAAGAUAUUUCUCCAAUCGCACCUCCCACUGACAAUCAAUUAAUAAUCACCGAGUGAAUUCGGUUUCAUUAAACUCGAGAAUUCGAUACAGUUUUUUUUUAUAAUACUGGGCUUUCUAUUGUACGUUGCACCAAUAGGAUGUUUUGUAAGUUUUUUUUUUUCAAAAUCCGAUCGGCGACGGCUCUUCGACCACGUUUCAUCACCAAAAAAAAAAAAAAUUUGUCCCUUUUUUUGUCCUAUUUUUUUAAUUGUACAUUUUGUUUUUUCCGUUUUGUUUGUUCCGUUACUUGAAUCUCUUUUUAAAUUAUUUUUAAAUCACACAUCUUCCAGUUUGGAUAUUAAUUAUUUUAUUAAAACAUUUUUUAACCAGCUAAAGUGAACAAGUUACAUUAAACUUCCUGACAAUUUUGCCGGUUCGUUUUUUUGAAAGUUUUUCUACAGAAAUGAAGAUUUUGU